This is a messenger RNA of Loxodonta africana (African savanna elephant), 1527 nucleotides long. RefSeq names its product parkin coregulated like (gene PACRGL). The transcript has 9 exons. Lineage: Eukaryota; Metazoa; Chordata; Mammalia; Proboscidea; Elephantidae. Bases 165 to 911 code for a protein of 248 amino acids. The record is from RefSeq and is a predicted model, not a curated record.
AUCCGUGGGUUCUCUCCGCGCGAAAGCGCAUUUCCCCGAGUCCGGGCAGCUGGUGUCCGAGCGGCAGCUGUUGGCCGAGCCAGUGCUGGGCAGAGGGCCCCGCCUGGGGCAGAGGCUUGUUUGCGGAUCGCGGCGGGAAAGAGGAGCGGCAUCAGAAAGAAGCAAUGCAGAAAUCAGAGUGUCCUGGAGGCGUGCAGUUGCGAAACAGAGUAACAGGUAACUAUGAUCAAAGGAUGUCGUCAAGUGUACAGAUAAAACACAGAACGACGGUUCAGCAAAGCAAAUCCUCACCGUCAACCAGUUCUCCAGAGUCUCUAAGAAAACUUCAUCCUCGACCAAGUGAUAAACUUAACCCUAAAACCAUUAACCCGUUUGGGGAACAGCCACGAGCCCCAUCUGCUUUUGCAGCUAUUUACUCUAAAGGAGGUAUUCCUUGCAGAUUGAUGCAUGGUUCGGUAAAACACAGAUUACAGUGGGAAUGUCCUCCGGAAAAUCUGCCAUUCGAUCCUCUUCUUAUUACUUUAGCUGAGGGCCUGAGAGAGACUAAGCAUCCAUACACCUUCGUGUCAAAGGAGGGUUUUCGAGAGUUACUUUUGGUCAAAGGUGCUCCUGAAAAAGCUGUGCCUUUGCUCCCUAGGCUGAUUCCUGUGCUAAAGGCAGCUCUGGUCCAUUCAGAUGAUGACGUGUUUGAAAGAGGACUGAAUGCUUUGGUGCAGUUGAGUGUUGUUGUUGGCCCUUCUCUAAAUGACCAUAUGAAACAUCUGCUUACGAGUCUUUCCAAGAGACUAAUGGACAAGAAGUUCAAAGAGCCGAUCACCAGUGCGUUGCAAAAGCUAGAGCAGCACGGAGGCAGUGGAAGCCUCCUCGUCAUCAAAGCUAAAAUCCCAACGUACUGCUCUAUCUGCUGUUGAGUAAGGGAGCCAGCAAAAAGCAUCUUUACUAUGUGGUGAUGGGUAUUAAAGACUGACUGUGGGUGCCUGUGGGAACUGUCAGAUUCAUUUCAGUUUAUUUCUUUGUAAAUCACAGCCCCAGUUCAUCAUUUACUAGAUUAAAAUGAGUAUACACAGCCCCACUGAAUCAUAAUAAAAGUUAUUCAUCAUUAAGAAAGAACGGUUAAUGCUGGAAAGCUAUUAAAAGAAGUUCUAUAAUAGUACAGUUUUGUGGGCUUAGUUUUCGUAUUUUUACGUUUGUGUGAAGAACCAUUAUGGGUUUACAAGAUCAAGUACAUUUGUAUUUCCUAGUGCCUUUUAUUUAUAGCAUCCCUUUGCAAUAAAUUUUUUACUAUACUUACUUUUAUAAAUAUUUUGCCAUUAUUUGUCAGUUUGGUAUUUAUCAAGGCUAUAAAAAUUUAAAGUAUUGUACAAACAUUUGUGAAUUCACUGUCAUUCUUUAUAAAUAUCUAUUUUAUAAUGUAGAAUGCAUGGAAAAAUUUUAUUCCAUAGUAUUAUAGUUUAAGAAGUCUUUCUAAAUAUGUAAAUUCUCUUAUGAAUAUGUUGUUUAUUACAACUCAUUAAAACUACCUAAACU